CCCUCCCUGCCCCCGCUCCUGUCCCCUGCUGCCUCCUCGGCAGGCAGCCUCUCUUCCUUCUGGCAAGGCGUCCAGCCACGGCCUGCUGCUUCUUCCUGGUCCAGGGCGCCUCUGGCAGGCGCUUCCCUCCCUCCCUCCCUCUCUCCUUCCCUCCCUCCGGUGGCCGAAGCCUCCUCCCCUCUCCUGCUCCGCGUCCCCUUUCACCCCGUCCCUGCCCUGGAGUCUGCAAACAUGAGGGUCUGGGCCUGCCUUAUCGUGGCUCUGAUGGGGAUCCAGGCUGUUGAGCGGCUGCGUCUGGCUGACGGCCCCCACGGGUGUGCCGGCCGCCUGGAGGUGUGGCACGGCGGCCGCUGGGGGACGGUGUGUGAUGACGGAUGGGACCUGCGGGACGCGGCCGUGGCCUGCCGCGAGCUGGGCUGUGGGGGUGCGCUGGCCGCCCCCGGAGGCGCCUUCUUCGGGGAGGGCGCGGGGCCCGUGUGGCUGAGUGAGCUGGCCUGCCGGGGCAGUGAGGGACAGCUGGGGCUCUGCUCCCACCGCGGCUGGAAGGCCCACAUUUGCUCCCACGAGGAGGACGCGGGCGUCGUCUGUGCAGGUCAGCGUGUGGCCAACUCCAGGGACAGGGAUGAUCCACCUUCGAUCCUGGAGGGGGACCCCUGGCCGGGGCUGUCUGGGGAGCUGAGCCCGGGCUCUGAGGAGCCUCCUGUGACCCACGCCCCCCGCCCAGCUGGGACCCCACAGAACAACUCCAGGAAGAAGAGCCUGCGGCCGCUCAAGCAACCCAAAUCCACCAGGGCCCCUGUGCUGACGGCUGGAGCCCCCCGACAGGAGCGGCUGCGCCUUGUCUCGGGCCCCCACGGGUGCGCCGGCCGCCUGGAGGUGUGGCACGGCGGCCGCUGGGGGACGGUGUGUGACGACGGAUGGGACCUGCGGGACGCGGCCGUGGCCUGCCGCGAGCUGGGCUGCGGGGGCGCGCUGGCCGCCCCCGGAGGCGCCAGAUUUGGCCCGGGCUCAGGGCCCGUGUGGAUGGAUGACGUGGGCUGUGGAGGCGGAGAGCAGGCUCUGCGGGACUGUCCCCGGAGCCCCUGGGGUCGGAGCAACUGUGACCACAACGAGGAUGCAGGGCUGGACGGUGCCUAUCUGUAG
This is a messenger RNA of Leptonychotes weddellii (Weddell seal), 1143 nucleotides long. NCBI's taxonomy places the organism in Eukaryota, Metazoa, Chordata, Mammalia, Carnivora, Phocidae. The record is from RefSeq and is a predicted model, not a curated record.